Molecule: messenger RNA, 1686 nt
Organism: Schistocerca americana (American grasshopper)
Lineage: Eukaryota; Metazoa; Arthropoda; Insecta; Orthoptera; Acrididae
Gene: sds22
Product: protein phosphatase 1 regulatory subunit 7
Exons: 9
Coding region: 180-1250 (356 amino acids)
Molecular function (GO): protein binding
Source: RefSeq, a predicted model, not a curated record
AAGUUUCAUGUAAGGUUUUAUCUGUUUACAUGUCGUCAGUUAACUGCUGUAAUAAUCGUUGGAUGAUAGCACAAGCAAUUGUAAACAAAGUAACGAAUAAAGUUUUCGUUUACUGUGUUUGAGGCCUACCUGCCGUUCUUGGUACUGGAGGCUACAAGUCGUUUAAUUUGUGCUGAAGAAUGAGUAAUACGGGUAACUCGCAAGACGUGACAGAAAAUGAUGGAGAUAAAACACUUACUGGAUCAGAGAGUGUGCUUUCAACUGGAGAUCCAGAAGAGAAUGUGACAGCAGUUGAAGGCGAAGAAGACAAAUAUGGAGAAAUACUUAUUAUUGAUCCAGAGACAGAGGAACUGGACUUGAAUCAUCAGAGAAUAAGAAAACUUGAGAACUUGGAGCCCCUUACUCAGAUAGAACGACUGUAUUUUCGAUGGAACCUAAUUAAAAAAAUUGAAAAUUUACAUACCUUAGUUACAUUGAAAGAGCUUGAGCUGUAUGAUAACCAGAUCACAGUCAUUGAAAAUUUGGAUACACUUGUCAAUCUGGAGAUUUUGGACUUGUCCUUUAAUAGGAUACGUGAAAUAGGAGGCUUACAAAACUUGCAGAAACUUGAAAAAUUGUUUCUCAGUUCUAAUAAAAUUGCGAAAAUUGAAAAUGUUAACUGCUUAAAGAAAUUAGUUCUUCUCGAACUUGGAGAUAAUAAAUUGCGGAAAAUAGAGAACCUUGAGGGGUUAGAUACCUUACGACAUUUGUACCUUGGGAAGAACAAAAUUACAAAAAUUGAGAACCUGGAGUCACUAAAGCAACUAGAGAUCCUUAGCCUACAGAGUAAUCGUAUUACUAAAAUUGAGAAUUUGGAAGAACUUACAGCUUUGGAUCAGUUGUAUUUGUCAGAGAAUGGUAUCUCUGUGAUGGAGGGUCUUGAGCACAACAAGCAACUUUCAACCUUAGAUGUAGGAAGUAACAAAAUACAACGCAUCAGCAAUACAGAGCACUUGGAAAGGCUCGAAGAGUUUUGGAUGAAUGACAAUCUAGUUGAUGAUUGGUCUAACGUUGAAGUGUUGACACGCAACAGACGAUUGGUCACCGUUUAUUUAGAACGCAAUCCUGUGUCGAAAGACGUCAACUACAGGAGAAAACUUAAAUUAAUGCUUCCCUGGAUUUCGCAGAUUGAUGCCACACUAUGUGUGUCGCCCACACAUGGGGGAAUGUUUUUGGCUGGUGAUCACACACUUGGCUUCAGGUGUUCAUAAGUUAUCUCCUCAUAAGACUGGAACAGUGGACGGGCUGAAGACAGACUGUACAACAGUGUGGUUUGCACAGUUUUAGAAAUUGUAAUUUCAGCAAUUAGCAUUACUUUGUUAAAUUAUUUUCAUAGUGAUGCACAACAUUUAAUGUAGUAUGCAAACAAAAUCACAAUGAGAACCACCUUCAUGAAACAGUAAUGCUGUUGAAAUGUAACUAGAACUUGUAACCACACUGAAGAGGGUACUUUUCUCAUCCUGUGAUGACCUUUGUCACGAUGGAUGUCUCUGGUUGGUUUCCCUCACGUUAUAUCAUGUCCAGAUCAAUGAAAUUCAUGUUGUAAAGAAAUAAAGACAGUGUUAUGGCAAGAAGAACUGGUUACUGUUACUGCCAUUUGUAUUAAGAUUUUAAAAUCCAGAUUUUAAUAAACUGCCUUUGAUCAUA